Protopolystoma xenopodis is the source of this 276-nucleotide messenger RNA. The record is from the annotation of a GenBank genome assembly. NCBI's taxonomy places the organism in Eukaryota, Metazoa, Platyhelminthes, Monogenea, Polystomatidea, Polystomatidae.
AUGUACGUGCUUCUUGGGACCAUACUUGCCCUUCACUUGUUCGCGUUCAACAGCGCCAAAGUCACAGAGCCUCUUCUCCUUCCUCCUUUCGCUUUGCGUCGAUCACUCUUUCUGCCAGACGCACACAAUCACAGCCGGCCUGCUCCUCCAGUAGCCGCAAUCGUCUCAACCGGCAACAAGACUCACUCCCGCAGUCGGUGUAGCCUCAUUUCUCGGCUCCAACUCUCCUGUUGCCAGGCCACCUGGUCGACGAGGGAUAUACCAAUUAUUGAUUAA